Sus scrofa (pig) is the source of this 2646-nucleotide messenger RNA. The record is from RefSeq and is a predicted model, not a curated record. NCBI's taxonomy places the organism in Eukaryota, Metazoa, Chordata, Mammalia, Artiodactyla, Suidae.
UUUAAAGGGGUUUGCUGCGUGGACUCUUCCAAAGUCCCCAGGCUUUAUCUCUGUCUGGUCGCUGUGGAGGUGAGGCGUCCCUUCGGGGGCUCCCGCCGCGUGAAGGGACGAGAAACACCCACUCGGAUCCAGCCCCGGCAGCCAGCGGCCCGAGCAUGCGCUGAGAGAGGCGGCGACGGCGGCGGUGGGGGGAGAGGAAGAGAAGGAAGCGUCUCCAGUUUGAGCCAAUGCAGCCCUGCGGCUCUCCGGGAGGAGCGUCCCUGCCCCGAUGAGCCCCCGCCGUGCGUCCCCGACUGUCCCCCGGCGGGAUCGGGGCGCGGAGCCCAGCGCCGACGAUCGUAGCUGUUUGGCCCGCGGGGGUAGGAUGUGGUGAAAGGAUGGGGCUUCUCCCUCCCUGGGCUCACAAUGGCCAGAGAAGAUUCGGUGAAAUGCUUGAGGUGCCUGCUCUACGCACUCAAUCUGCUCUUUUGGUUAAUGUCCAUCAGUGUGCUGGCAGUUUCUGCUUGGAUGAGGGACUACCUGAAUAACGUUCUGACUCUGACUGCAGAAACAAGGGUAGAGGAGGCUGUCAUCUUGACUUAUUUUCCUGUGGUUCAUCCGGUCAUGAUUGCUGUGUGCUGUUUCCUUAUCAUCGUGGGGAUGUUAGGAUACUGUGGAACAGUGAAAAGAAAUCUGUUGCUUCUCGCAUGGUAUUUUGGAAGUUUGCUUGUCAUUUUCUGUGUAGAACUGGCUUGUGGUGUUUGGACAUAUGAGCAGGAAAUCAUGGUUCCAGUACAGUGGUCAGACAUGGUCACGCUGAAAGCCAGAAUGACAAAUUAUGGCUUGCCAAGAUAUCGGUGGCUUACUCAUGCUUGGAAUUUUUUUCAGAGGGAGUUCAAGUGCUGUGGAGUUGUGUAUUUCACCGACUGGCUGGAAAUGACAGAGAUGGACUGGCCCCCGGAUUCUUGUUGUGUUAAGGAAUUCCCAGGAUGUUCUAAACAAGCCCACCAGGAAGAUCUCAGUGACCUUUAUCAAGAGGGUUGCGGGAAGAAAAUGUAUUCCUUCUUGAGAGGCACCAAACAGCUGCAGGUGCUUAGGUUUCUGGGGAUCUCCAUUGGAGUGACACAGAUUCUGGCCAUGAUUCUCACCAUUACUCUGCUCUGGGCUCUCUACUACGACAGAAGGGAGCCUGGGACAGACCAAAUGAUGUCCCUGAAGAAUGACACCACUCAGCACCUGCCUUGCCACUCCGUGGAACUGUUGAAACCAAGCCUGUCGAGGAUCUUUGAACACACAUCCAUGGCAAACAGCUUUAACACACACUUUGAGAUGGAGGAGUUAUAGAGAAUGUCAGAGAAGGAAACCACACAUUUAUUUUAUUGGACUUGUGAAUUAAUGAGCACACAACUUAACUGUUUCAGAAAUGUGUAGAAAUAAAAAUGUGGCCAUAAAAGGAUACCCAAGUGCAUAAUGUCCCACUCUUGAAAAGAAAGAGGGAAAAGUUCCAUGUAUUAUAUAAGGCAUCACCUGGGUAGUAGUUGAUGCCCUUUAUAAUGCUGAGGGCAGAUCUAAUACCAGAUCUAUAGCCUGUGUAAAAUUUUUACAGAACACAGUUAUCCUUUGAGGAUGAUGCUUUGGUGUAGCUUGAAAUGUAGAAAUGUAGUUUACAUUUCUGCGUCUGUGUAAACAAGCCACGCUAGGGUGGGACUGGAGCUAUAUAGUAAAGUUUGAUCUACUUCCAUAAGCUUGCUAGUAUAUAAAGUUCCAAAUAACUGCUAACAUAGGAAGUUAGUACUAAUGACUUUUAUUACUUGGUGAUCUGUUCUUGUGAGGGUAGAUAGAUUACACGUAAGUACACUCUGAAAAUUGGUGACUACCUAAAUGUGACUUUUGCUGGUUACUAAAACUAUUCUUAUUACUUAUAAGAGCAAACUAAAACAUUGUCUUAAACUGAUCAGGGAUAUGUGUGUAUAUAAGAGUCUGUGUUGAGUCUGUAUAAUUCAGUAGAUUUCAAUUCUUAUAACAUUAAGAAUAACAAUUGUGAAAAGGAUAAAUUUGUCCUGUAUAGCACCGUUAUUUUUAACCUUUCCAGUUUAUAGAGCUUUAAAAUUCUGUCUUGGGUUUAUAUUACAUGCAUAACUGUUAAUUUAUAUACUUAACCACUAAUUUUGAAAAAUUACUAGCAUGAUGCAGAGAAUCAUUAUAAUUCAGAAUAUAGUCUGGUCUCUAGGAAGUAUUAAUGAAAAAGUUUACACAUAACUUAGGUCAUUCAACAAAGACCUGGAUGCUAUUUUUCUGCUAAACUGAGACUCAUUUUUGACACUAAACACUUUAUAAAGGAGCUUAUCUUUGCCUUCUCCAAACAAGACACAGCAGUCUCCAAGUCUCCAGAUACUUCUACAGAGAAUAGUUUUCCUUUUCUCCAGCAAAAAGCUCUUAAGAGUCAUGGAAAUAAGUGACCGUUUAACUAGAGAUUUUCUUUGCCUUAUUUCACUGAUUAAGAUACUGUGGUGAAUUACACAGAUUAUUAAAUUUUUUACAAGAGUAAACUAUAUUUAUUUGAAAUGGGAAAAGUGCAUUUUACUGUAUUUUGUGUAUUAUGUUUAUUUCUCAGAAAAUGGAAAGAAAAUUGAAAUGUGUCAAUAAAUAUUUUCUAGAGAGUAAAAA